AAUUUCUACCUUAGUUCAAUAUUUAGAGCGUCAUGUGAUAGUUCCCGUGGUUUUCCUGCUUUAUAUUGCCGUCCAACCUGCCCGACCGGAUCAUUUUGCCAGACGUCGCUUUAAAAUGGGUGCUUUAGCAGUGGUGUGCCUCCUGGUUUGGACCCUCAUGAUUGACUUCACCAGAGCCAAAUACGAGCCGACCUGGGAGUCCAUUGACUCCAGACCGCUGCCAGAGUGGUUCGACCAGGCGAAGUUCGGCAUCUUCGUACACUGGGGGGUGUUUUCUGUGCCGAGCUUCGGCAGCGAGUGGUUCUGGUAUUACUGGCAGCAAAAACACCCGGAGUAUGUUAAUUUCAUGAAGAAAAACUAUCCUCCGGACUUCAAGUACCAAGACUUUGCACCACAGUUUACAGCUGAGUUCUUCGAUGCCAAAGAGUGGACGGACAUCUUUGCUGCAUCGGGGGCAAAGUACAUUGUGUUGACCACGAAACACCAUGAAGGAUUUACUCUUUGGGGCUCCAAAAACUCCUGGAACUGGAACGCUGUGGACGUGGGACCAAAGCGAGACCUGGUGGAUGAAGUGGCGAGUGCCGUGCGCGCCCAGGGUGGCCUUCGUUUGGGGCUUUACCAUUCUCUAUUUGAGUGGUUCAACCCGCUCUUUGACCAAGAUGCCGCCAACGUCUUCACUACAAACUACUUCCCUACCACUAAAACUCUCCCCGAGCUUUAUGACCUUGUUUCGAAGUACAAACCAGAGGUCCUGUGGUCUGACGGCGAUGGAAAUGCUCCCGACAAAUACUGGAACAGCACGGGCUUCCUGGCCUGGCUCUACAACGACAGCCCGGUAAAAGAAACGGUUGUGACGAACGAUCGCUGGGGCUCCGGUUCCAUCUGCAAACACGGUGGAUAUUACACCUGCAGUGACCGCUACCAGCCAGGACAUCUGCUCAAUCACAAAUGGGAAAACUGCAUGACCAUCGACUCCAAGUCCUGGGGCUACAGACGCAACGCUCCGCUCAGCGACUACAUCGGCAUCGAGGAGCUCGUGGCGACCCUGGUGGAGACCGUGUCCUGUGGAGGGAACCUGCUGAUGAACGUGGGCCCGACGCACGACGGCAGAAUCUCCCCGAUCUUCGAGGAGCGCCUCAGGCAGAUGGGCCAGUGGCUGAAGGUGAACGGCGAGGCCAUCUACAACACGACGGCGUGGCGGGCUCAGAAGGAGAACGAAACCAAAAACGUCUGGUACACAUCCAAACCUCAGGAAAAGGCGAUCUUCGCCAUUUUACUGGAGUGGCCGGAUGAUGGAUUGGUGAUCCUGAACGAACCCGUGGUAACCCAGAAACAGACGCAGGUGGAGCUCGUGGGUCACGGCCCUCUGAAGUGGACGCCUGUGCAGCCCAGCGGACUGCAGGUGUUUCUGCCUCCGCUGCCUGUCAGGAAGAUGCCGUGCCAGUGGGCCUGGACUCUGAAGCUGACAGGAGCCUCUUGAAGGAAAACCACUUCACUCCUACAGGAAGUGGCAACGCUGCCAGCCAGAAGAGAGUCUCUGCUCUUCUUCUUGAAUGACUUACCUUAAAUCUGUUUUUCUUGUUUUAUACGUACUGUAUACAGUGGUGGAGCCAGAGGGGUGGCCGGGGUGGCACUUGCCACCCCCAACAUACCCCUGGCCAACCCUACUGCCACCCCACUGGAAAUGGUAAUUUUAAAAUAUAAUACUUAUGAGAUCGGCAAAGAGUUGCGAGGAAAACUGUAAUUUCCGACUGUCCCUGAAGGCAGCCCGAUGCCUGACGCUGUUCAUUGGUUAAACUGACAUGUGGAUCCUGCUUGAUCCAAAACACAUCACCGGCUUUAGAGUUACAAGGUCGAGGAGUUUUGCAGGUAUUUACAACAUUUUACCGCUCAGCGGUAACCGCUGUUACCUUCCUAAUGAGAGGCGGCACUUGUCAUACAUUUCUAAAAAGAAAAAAAAAAUGGUUGUGCACCGCUGCUAGUGCCUCGUUUAUUAUAUUAGCCAUGCUAGUGCUGAUAGAUCGUGUUUCAGACAGAUUAUUUUAACAUAUGUUUUAGUGCACAUGCUGCCCUCUAAUGUUUUUUUAUCUCCCAGCUCUUGCUUGAAAUGUGUGGUAAGAAUAUGUGAAAAACCAUUAAGUUUUAUAAUGACUGAAAUGUAAGUAGGCUAUGUCAUAUGAAAGCUUUGAAUUAUAACCUCACUAGUUAUAUUAAUUAAUUUUAAUUAAUGUAUUUUUAAUUUAGUAUUUUAGCUAGCUACAGAAAACUAAAAACUAUAGUUUAAAUAAUAGUUAAAAUAGUGUUGUCUCUGCCAAACAGUCAUGGAGUCUAAAUACCAGGCUGUCUUAUUUUGUGUAGAGUCCAAAUGAAGAGAAAAGGAAAUAUGUCCCAGUUCUUCUUAAAGAGGCAAAAACCAGGGCCAGACCAGGAGCAGACAGAACCCUGCAGCAGUGACCAGGACCAGACAGAACCCUGCAGCAGUGACCAGGACCAGACAGAACCCUGCAGCAGUGACCAGGACCAGACAGAACCCUGCAGCAGUGACCAGGACCAGACAGAACCCUGCAGCAGUGACCAACCAGGAGACUCCAGGCCCAAGUGUAUCACCAACGGGUUAGAGGUUGUGACAGAGAGUUAUUAAGUAUUAAAAUCCAAUAAGCCUAAUUCUAAAGGUUAGCAUGAUGCUUUUUGCAUUUUUUAUUGUGUCUGUUUAUGCAUUUCCAAUUAAGUUCCAGAGAGAGAUGAGGGUGAUACAGAUUCAGAGUCAGACUCUGGGGAGGAAGACAGUGAAGCAGAAGGAAAUGGUACUGAACUCCCCCCACCCAGCACAACAUAUUGCACACCAAAAGCACCAGUUUAUUUAUUUAUUUAUUUUUGAGAAUUUGUUUUUGGUCAUAUUCUGGGCUCUGAGUUUACAUUUACAUGUUCACUGUUCCAUAGUGCCGUUUAACGUCUUGUUUGGUCAUGGCAAAUCUUUGUUAAAUAAACCAUUUUAAUUUGUG
Molecule: messenger RNA, 3002 nt
Organism: Poeciliopsis prolifica (blackstripe livebearer)
Lineage: Eukaryota; Metazoa; Chordata; Actinopteri; Cyprinodontiformes; Poeciliidae
Gene: fuca2
Product: alpha-L-fucosidase 2
Exons: 7
Coding region: 116-1480 (454 amino acids)
Biological process (GO): glycoside catabolic process; fucose metabolic process
Cellular component (GO): lysosome
Molecular function (GO): alpha-L-fucosidase activity
Source: RefSeq, a predicted model, not a curated record